AUGGCAGCCAGCACAAGAGCAGCCACGGAGCAUCACCACGGCCUCUUCAAAACUUCGGCCGGUCUCAUAGCCGGCAUCGGCCUCGCCACCGUCCUCGCCCACAAAGUUUGGCCAAAGGGCGUUCUCUACGGCGACACUGAAGAGUGGGAAUCCCGUCCUCACCCGAAACACCGCCACUCGGACCGUCACGAGCACCACCACCGUCAUCGCCGUGCCUCGGAUGCCGAACGUGCCAUCGACCGCGCCAGACGUCACGGCGGCGAUGUCGUCUACUACGAAGAGAUCGGACCCUUUCCCGGCCGGAGACGCUCCGCGGCUCUUCAGAGUUACGAGAGACUAUCCCCCGCUGAAGAAGAGAGGAUACGCCGGAUGUCUCGGGACGAGCACCCCCGUGUGGGACGUCUGCCCUAUCCCGAUGAGCCCUACCCCGGCGAGAGCUUCUACGAACCCGAGCGCAGGAGACAUUCUGUAGCUCAACCAGUUGCUGUUCCCCGCUGA
Molecule: messenger RNA, 498 nt
Organism: Fusarium falciforme
Lineage: Eukaryota; Fungi; Ascomycota; Sordariomycetes; Hypocreales; Nectriaceae
Exons: 2
Coding region: 1-498 (165 amino acids)
Source: RefSeq, a predicted model, not a curated record